This is a messenger RNA of Carassius carassius (crucian carp), 1996 nucleotides long. Its product is annotated as zinc finger and BTB domain-containing protein 49-like. NCBI's taxonomy places the organism in Eukaryota, Metazoa, Chordata, Actinopteri, Cypriniformes, Cyprinidae. The transcript is spliced from 8 exons. The record is from RefSeq and is a predicted model, not a curated record. Gene Ontology annotation, biological process: regulation of transcription by RNA polymerase II. Bases 278 to 1996 code for a protein of 572 amino acids. Gene Ontology annotation, molecular function: RNA polymerase II cis-regulatory region sequence-specific DNA binding; DNA-binding transcription factor activity, RNA polymerase II-specific. Gene Ontology annotation, cellular component: nucleus.
AAUCAAACUAUAGGAAACUGACAAAGUGGCUAAGACAUGAAUCAUAGUUUAAUUCAUUCAGUAAAUUUACAGUGCGCUGUAAUCUAGUCUUUAUGGUUUUUACGUCACUACUACUGACCGGAAGUGCUGAGCGAUGUCAAACCCGAGUGAAUGAUUGUUAUUCCCACGAUGUUUUGAAGACGUGUCUUUACAUUUCUCAAUUCAGUACCAUUUUCACCCAGCUCCAAAAUCCUUGAACGCUCAGUGAAACGUGCUGAAGGACGCUCAAACCUUCACCAUGUCCAGUCGCAUCGCUUUCCAGACUCAGCUCGCUUCCAUCAUGGAGGUGCUGGCGAACGCAGCGGUGGCUGAGAUAUGUAAACUCGUAGACGACGACUACGCGGUCAUAAACUUACAGAUGACUCAAUGUCAGCGUGAAAACAAAGCGCUGAAGAGGAAACUUCACAUACUGGAACUUAAGAUGGCCCGAGGGUUCGCAGAGAGGAGGAUUUAUUCACUGAACCGCAACAACAGGGUUCAAGUGAGCGCCGCUUUGUCAGACAAAUACAGGAACCAAACUAACGACGUCCUGUAUGGAGCUCAGUUUAACUCGGGACUGUGGAGAGGUGGAGGGACAGAUUCAGCUGCUCACCCAGCUGUCAAUGAAAGUAACAGUUUGACAGGAGAUGCAGUAUUAUCAGAAGCAGACACAGUGCUGAUCAAGGAUGAGAUGUUUGAGGAGGACCAAACGCAGACACUGUUCAUCAGAGAUGGUGGAGUGAAAGAGACACCAUCACAGACUGGAGAGGCAGGUUUUGGUGAUGUUCAGAUGGUGAAAGAUGAUGAUCAGCUGUCUGGGAUGCAGCAGCCGUCUUUGGAGCAGCAAAGACAGGUGGAAGUCGGAGAAGCAGAAACAAUAGUGAUAAAGGAGGAUCUGAACGACCAGUGGGAAAGAAGCCAGGCACAAGCUGUAAUUGUGCAAGAUGUGGAGUCAAAUACAGAAUUUUGUAGCAGAAGACUUUCUACCUCACCAGCCACAAGCACAGAUGCACCUGGUACAGAGAAGCCCAUAGAAGUGGAAUUGUCCCAUUCGAGUGAAAACGGACAGGAUAGGAGCCAGAGAACCAACAUUUCUCCAUCCACCGGACUGCAUGUACAGGGUACUGUUGAGUCCAGUCCAAGUAGGCCUCAACAGCACCAGUACCACAGGUUUGCUGUUCGACCUAGCAGGGGUCUAACAACAGGAGAAACCGCAGCUCUCACAGGCUCAGGACACUUACACAAGGGAACGGUGAAAAGCAGAACUCCACCCACGAACCAGGACUGCUUGUUGUAUGACAGACCCGCAGAACCUAAAACCAGCUUCAUGCACUGGCCCACACAUCUAUCCUGCUCAUAUACAGAUUCAGACCAGGAUCAAGACUGUAUGCUGGUUCAGUCAGAGACUGUAUCUUCUAUUAGAAGCACCAAAGGUGGACAGGAUGGAGCAUCAUCUACUCGAACACAUGCUGUAAGAAAUGCAGGAGCAGCAGAGGGGCCUAUAAGAGAAGAGGAAAGCUGGACUCAAGCUGCCCUUUUGAGGCAAAGCCAAACUGAAGCCUCAGGUCAAAUCAGUAGACCCGAAGUGAUUCAGACGGAGACUGCAAGUAGAAGAAACCCUUCAUAUUUCACUGUGAUUCCCCAAAUGGUGUCUAACUUACCUCAGGCUUCUCAUACCAGGCUGCAACUCCCAAAUCACACGGAGAAAGGUAGACGGAAAAGCUACGUUUGUAAGUAUUGUGGAAAGGCGUUCCCUGGGUUGUCCAACGUUGUGGCCCACCAGCGAGUGCAUACAGGAGAGAGGCCCUUCAGGUGUGAUACGUGUGGGAAGCUUUUCACAGAGGCAGGCAACCUCAAGAAACACCAAAGAGUUCACACAGGAGAGAAACCCUUCAUCUGUCCCCGCUGUGGGAAACGAUUCGCCUGGAUCUGUAACCUCAAGACCCAUCAGCAGUCGGCCUCCUGUGUAGGAGUCUGA